Gavia stellata (red-throated loon) is the source of this 1425-nucleotide messenger RNA. It is a transcript of the gene HYAL4, whose product is annotated as hyaluronidase 4. Gene Ontology annotation, molecular function: hyalurononglucosaminidase activity. Gene Ontology annotation, biological process: hyaluronan catabolic process; carbohydrate metabolic process. Lineage: Eukaryota; Metazoa; Chordata; Aves; Gaviiformes; Gaviidae. The record is from RefSeq and is a predicted model, not a curated record.
AUGAAAAUACUGCCUGAAAAUAGGACGGUGUAAUGCAUCAUCCACCUUCAGCCUAUGGCAUGGCUGCACAUAGCACUCAUCUGGACUUCCCUUGCUAUGAAACCAGCCUGACCACCGCACUGGGAGAGGAAGCCUUUCAUAGCCACCUGGAACGUGACAGACCUAUGCUCCCUGAGGUACGACAUCGUACUGAACCUGGAAAUGUUCCAUAUAAUUGGAAACCCAUUAGCUAAAGCAAGAGGGCAGAAUGUGGCCACAGUUUAUUUUAAUAGGCUCAGCUAUUAUCCUUGGUACACAUCACAGGAAGUCCCUGUUAAUGGUGGCCUACAGAACUUCAGCUUGCAAACUCAUCUGGAAGAAGCCGGCCGUGACAUUAACUAUUACACUCCAGCUAAGGACAUCAAUGGAUUAGCUGUCAUAGACUGGGAGCACUGGAGACCUCAGUGGGCCUGCAAGUGGGAUGCAAAAAGAUGUCUUCAGAAGAAAGUCCAGGAAACUCAUAAACUCAUAAACAAAAUGGAAGGGAAUAUUUCACCAAAUAAUGUUGAACAUUUAGCCAGACUUUCCUUUGAAGAAAGUGCAAAAGCUUUUAUGAAAGAAACAAUUGCAUUAGGAAUGAAAAGCAGACCAAAGGUCCUGUGGGGAUACUGUUUAUACCCUUACUGUCACAAUUACAAUUUCUGUGAUCAGAACUACACUGGUUCCUGCCCAAAGAGUGAAGCUUUGAGGAACAAUGAACUUUCCUGGCUCUGGGAUAGCAGUGCAGGCCUAUAUCCUUCAAGUGGCAUUAAGAAAUCCCUUGGAAACAGUCAAAACAUUCUGCAUUUUUCUUAGUUUAGGGUGAAUGAAUCCAGAAGGAUUUCUUCCAUGACAUCCCAAGAUUACGCUUUGCCCAUAUUUGUGUAUACUCAAUCAGGUAGAGAUGAACCUUUAUUAUCUCUCCCUAUGCAAGAUCUUAUUAACACUAUCGGAGAGAGUGCCCUGGGAGCUGCAGGCAUUGUUAUUUGGUGAGAUACAAGUUUAACUUCAGAGGUAAGCCUGUGCCUGAAAGUGCCAAAAUUUGUUGAUUCGGAAUUAGGGCCCUACAUUAUCAAUGUCACAGCAGCAGCUGAGGUGUGCAGCAGGCAUCUUUGUCAGGACAAUGAACGAUGUAUGCGAAGAACCUGGAGGGCCUCGACAUACCUGCAUUUAAAUCCUAAGAGCUUCCAGAUAGAUGCCUUGGAAGACCAAGUGUUUAUUGUGAGAGGAGAAGUAUCAAAUUAAGAUCUUGAAAUAAUGGCAGAGACAUUUGUCUGCCACUGUUAUCAGGGUUAUGAAGGAACCGACUAUGUGGAAGUUAAGUUGCUGGUGACUAUCCAGGGAGCUCUGCAAACUCUGUCCCACCCAGAAGAUUUGCAGGGAUCUGCCUGCUUCUUUUGCCUUUGA